GUUUACCACAAAUUUUACUUCGCAUGAACUUGUGCAUGGUUUUGCAUCAAAUAUUAGAUUGAAGAAGAAAAAAACAAAUUGAAAGUCAUCUCUAUGAGAAAAAAUAAAAAGAACCUAAAAAAAAACAAAUUAAAAGGUUUAAAAAAUCUUUGUCUAAUUCAGAAUCGUAAAAAUCACUACUAGAGUUGUCAUCAAAUUCUAUUUUUAUUAACCUCUUCUUUCACACCUUUAAAGAGGCAUCUUGUAUCUGCAUUGAGGACACGUGUGCCGAAUCAUCAACCACUGCUUUAUGCACUCGAAGUGAUAUAUGUGCUUACAUGGCAACUCUGCUGCCAUCUCACCUUCCGACCAUUCCUCUAAACAUAUAGCACACUCUCCUUCGUUCUCCGAGAUCACUACACGUGACAAGUUCUCCACCGCCCGUCUCGAGGCCGGCGUACUCCCAUGUACAGUGGACGCAAGUGUUGAUUCUCGCAAAAAACUGUUGCUCAAUACUUGCUCCUCUAUACGUCUCCUCAAUGUCUCCACAUCGCUCAUCAACGAUGAGGCUGGUACGGUUCUUGGUGCUGACGUCUGCACAUUACUCGUCAACCUCGUUAGUCCUGAUGUUGGCACGGUCCUUGGUGUCGAUGUCUGCACAUUACUUGUCACUAUCGGCGCUGGAGCGGUCCUUGGUGUGAUUGAUGCUGGUACGGUCCUUGGAGUCGACGUCUGCACAUUCCUGGUCAAUCUCGACACUGGUGCGGUCCUUGGUGUUGAUGUCUGCACAUUACUAGCCAAUCUCGACACUGGUGCGGUCCUUGGAGUUGACGUCUGCACAUUACUAUUCAAUCGUGAAGCUGGUGCUGUCCAUGGUGUUGACGUCUGCACACCACUAGCCAAUCUCGACACUGGUGCUGUCCUUGGUGUCGACGUAUGCAUAUUACUAGCCAAUCUCGACACUGGUGCUGUCCUUGGUGUUGAUGUCUGCAUAUUACUAGCCAAUCUCGACACUGGUGUGGUCCUUGGUGUCGAUGUCUGCACAUCACUAGCCAAUCUCGAGGCUGGUGCAGUCCUUGGUGUCCUUGGAGUCGACGUUUGCACAUUACUAGCCAAUCUCGAUGCUGGUGCGGUCCUUGGUGUCGACGUCUGCACAUUUUGUGCGGUUCUUGGUGUUGACAUGGACGUCUCUAUAAUUAUAGAGGUUAGCGAACCCCUCGAUGGCAAUGGGUCGAUCAUCGUCCAUGUUGAUGAUGCUGGCAUGGUCGUAGUUGUUGGAGUUCUUCUAUUCAUAGCGUAG
Molecule: messenger RNA, 1279 nt
Organism: Eruca vesicaria subsp. sativa (arugula)
Lineage: Eukaryota; Viridiplantae; Streptophyta; Magnoliopsida; Brassicales; Brassicaceae
Source: the annotation of a GenBank genome assembly